AUGGGAAGGGAGGAAUCGAUACCGAGGGGAGGAAAAACGUCAAUUUACGGUUCCAUUGAUUGUUUUAAAUGCGUAUCGAUAAACGGGGAUAAUCCGGCUUGCGAUGAUCCCUUUCAUAACAACUACACGGCUGAAAUUUACGAAUCUCCUUGCAUGGGCGGAAGAAAAGACAGAAAUGGACUUUUCCCAGCCACGGCAUGCAUUAAAAUGUCGGGUCAAUAUGAAAAUGGAACAAAAAUUACAGUUCGCGGUUGUGCCUUGGACAGUGGAUCAUUAACCAUUGAUACAGAAAUUAUAAGAAUGUCACAUUGUGGAGCUUUUUAUUUCGACGGAAAGUCAGUUUUUCUCUUUUUCCCCUUUUUAUACUAA
This is a messenger RNA of Pediculus humanus corporis (human body louse), 369 nucleotides long. RefSeq lists its product as uncharacterized. The transcript has 4 exons. Bases 1 to 369 code for a protein of 122 amino acids. Lineage: Eukaryota; Metazoa; Arthropoda; Insecta; Psocodea; Pediculidae. Gene Ontology annotation, biological process: positive regulation of voltage-gated potassium channel activity; regulation of synaptic transmission, cholinergic; sleep. The record is from RefSeq and is a predicted model, not a curated record.